This is a messenger RNA of Cyprinus carpio (common carp), 3277 nucleotides long. RefSeq names its product liprin-alpha-2-like. Gene Ontology annotation, cellular component: presynaptic active zone. NCBI's taxonomy places the organism in Eukaryota, Metazoa, Chordata, Actinopteri, Cypriniformes, Cyprinidae. Gene Ontology annotation, molecular function: protein binding. The record is from RefSeq and is a predicted model, not a curated record. Gene Ontology annotation, biological process: synapse organization.
UUUCUCGAACAGUGGUCUCUACCAACCACCGCUGCUCUCGCCGCUGAAUCCUUAACGUGCCAUUUUAUUACUAAUGGUCAUAUCUGGAAAUCAAAAUGUCAUCGAUAUACGGGACAGUAUCGCGUUUCUGAGGAUGCCAGCGGUGGAUAUUCACGCGGGUUUCGCCGGAGCAGUGCUGAUUUUGGCCAGUGAAGCUUCCUUGUAGUGAAUCGGAUGAUUGGAGCAGCUGUGCGCUCGCGCUUAGAUUGCAGCUGUCAUUGAUAUUGCACAGUGACCACAGGUGAAGAUGAUGUGCGAAGUGAUGCCCACGAUCAGCGAGGACACGGCGAUGAGCCAGCGUGGCUCCCAGAGCAGCGCCUCCGACCCUGACUCGCAUUUUGAGCAGUUGAUGGUCAACAUGCUUGACGAGAGAGACCGGCUGCUGGACACCCUGAGAGAGACACAAGAAAGCCUGGCCCUCGCCCAGCAGCACCUGCAGGACGUCAUCUAUGACCGGGACUCACUGCAGCGUCAGCUCAGCUCCGCACUGCCUCAGGAGUUUGCCGCCCUGACGAAAGAGUUGAACGCCUGCAGGGAACAGCUGCUGGAGAAGGAGGAGGAGAUUUCAGAGCUGAAGGCCGAAAGGAACAACACCAGACUGCUAUUGGAACAUUUGGAGUGUUUGGUUUCGAGGCAUGAACGUUCUCUACGCAUGACGGUGGUGAAACGACAAGCUCAGUCUCCUUCUGGGGUCUCCAGUGAGGUGGAGGUCCUCAAAGCCCUUAAGUCCCUCUUUGAGCACCACAAAGCACUGGAUGAGAAGGUACGAGAGAGAUUGCGGGUGUCACUAGAGAGGGUUUCUGCCUUGGAGGAGGAGUUGACCGCAGCCAAUCAGGAGAUUGUGGCCUUAAGAGAGCAGAAUGCACACAUUCAGAGGAAGGUGGCAUCAGGAGAAGGGGCCGAGGACUUGUUGGAGGGAACCGAUGCUCAGAAAGUUCAUGGCAAGCGGUUGUCUAACGGCUCGAUGGAGUCGGGGGACGAGGCCAGUCAGGUGGUGGAGCUGCAGGAGCUGCUGGAGAAGCAGAACUACGAGCUGGCGCAGAUGAAGGAGCGCAUGUCCUCGCUGUCCUCCCGUGUGUCCGAGGUGGAGCAGGAGCUGGAGACGGCUCGCAAAGACCUCAUCAAGAGCGAAGACAUGAACAACAAGUUCCAGAGAGAUAUUAAAGAGGCUAUGUGUCAGAAAGAAGACAUGGAGGAACGAAUCGUGACUCUUGAGAAGCGCUAUCUCAGUGCCCAGAGAGAGUCCACAUCACUACAUGACAUCACAGACAAGCUGGAAAACGAACUGGCCAAUAAGGAGGCGUUCCUCAGACAGAUGGAGGAGAAGAACAGGCAGUUACAGGAACGGCUGGAGUUGGCGGAACAGAAGCUCCAGCAGACCAUGAGGAAAGCUGAGACUCUGCCUGAAGUCGAGGCUGAGCUAGCACAGAGGAUAGCAGCUCUCACCAAGUCUGAUAUGGAAGCUAAACUCCAGGACAUGAACUGCAGUCUGAGGAAGGCGGAGGAGAGACACGGCAGUAUCGAGGAGCGUAUGAGACAUUUAGAGGGACAGCUGGAGGAGAAGAACCAGGAACUGCUCAGGGCUCGGCAGAGAGAGAAGAUGAAUGAGGAACACAACAAGCGUCUGUCGGACACUGUGGACAGACUCUUGACAGAGUCGAAUGAGCGUUUACAGCUUCACCUGAAAGAGAGAAUGGCCGCUCUUGAGGAUAAGAAUGUGUUAAUACAAGACUCUGAUAACUACAGGAAGCAGUUAGAAGACUCCAUACAGGAAAAGUCUCAUCUCUCGGAGGAGAUCGAGAAACUGAGAUCUGAACUGGAUCAGUACCGAUUGAGGGCCGGAUCCCUUACUGAGCCCACACUGUCACGGUCUCAUCUGGACGCAUCUGGAGAUCUGCGUUUCUCUCUGGGUUCUCUUGCCGAGACGCAAUCUGACCAUUAUCGCUCCACCAAGGUGAUCCGCAGACCCAGGAGAGGACGCAUGGGGCUACCUAGGGACGAACAGAAGGCUAAGUCUCUGGGAGAGCACGAAUGGCGCUCUCAGCAACUUGGCGUUCUGGGCGGCCACCCGUUCGAGAGCGACACGGAGAUGUCGGAUAUUGAUGACGAUGACAGGGAGACCCUUUUCAGUUCGAUGGAUUUACUGUCUCCUGGAGGACAUUCAGAUGCUCAGACUCUGGCAAUGAUGCUGCAAGAACAACUAGAUGCCAUCAAUAAAGAGAUCCGGCUGAUCCAGGAAGAGAAGGAGUCAACAGAACUGAGGGCAGAGGAAAUCGAGAACCGCGUGGCCAGCGUGAGCCUGGAGGGGCUGAACCUGGCACGCAUGCACCAUCCCGGAGCCUCCAUCACUGCCUCGGCCACCGCAUCCUCCCUCGCCUCCUCCUCCCCUCCCAGCGGACACUCCACCCCCAAACUCACCCCGCGCAGCCCUGCCCGCGACAUGGAGCGCAUGGGGGUCAUGACACUGCCCAGUGACUUGCGGAAACACAGGAGAAAGAUCGCAGCGGUGGACGAGGACGGUCGAGAGGACAAGGCCACCAUCAAAUGCGAGACCUCGCCACCUCCCACACCUCGCCAUGUGCGCAUGACCCACACCUCGCUGCCUGCUUCUUCGCACAAUGACGCACGCCUGACAGCUGCAUUAGAGACGGAGGCCAGUGCUCUGAGCAGUGUAGCCAGCAGUCAAGACUCCCUCCAUAAACAGCCAAAGAAGAAGGGCAUCAAGUCCUCCAUCGGACGUCUGUUUGGGAAGAAAGAGAAGGCCAGACUGGGGCAGCUGGGGAAAGAGAUGAUGGGACCAGGACAAGGGAAUGUAUCCGAUCCUGAGCUUCUAGGUCAGGACAUUACGGUGGGAAAGCUGGGAACACAGGCAGAGAAAGAUCGCAGACUUAAAAAGAAACACGAGUUGUUGGAAGAAGCCAGAAGAAAAGGGUUACCUUUUGCUCAGUGGGACGGUCCUACAGUUGUCUCAUGGUUGGAGCUGUGGCUAGGGAUGCCAGCAUGGUACGACUCCGCAGCAUGUCUUUUGGCCAACGUUAAAAAGCGGCGCUAUCAUGUCAGCCCCUGGUCGGACACCGAGAUCCGGGAGAGAGAGAUUGGCAUCAGCAACUCUCUGCACCGUCUCAAACUGCGCCUGGCCAUCCAGGAGAUGGUCUUCAGCUCACGUCAGCCCUUCGGCUCCCCUACGUCUAGAACCAAGCUCAACUACGACAGGAAGGAGGCUGGAGAGACGCAUUAG